AUGUUGAUCCGAGCCCGGCCAACUUCGGCUGAAGCCAACCUGGCCCGUGGCUCGAUUGACCGGCGCGCCGUGUGUUUUCAGGACGGUUUGGAACUGCGGAUUGCUUGCCGGGAUGCUCCCAAGGUGGGGUUGAAGCGGUUGAAGAGCGUGAUUCAAGAGCUUCCCAAGGACGAUUUCGUCUACGAAGAGCCGGUGGAGAAGCCGAUGAGGCAACGGCUGGCUCGCAAGCCCCGGGGAACCGGGUGGCAACGCGUCGGUGACAAGGAUGUCGUAGCAUACACCCGUGCCUGCCAAUCCUACGGCAAGCUGAAGCGAUGGCAAAUGGGUCUGGCUUUACUGGAAGAUCUCCAGAAAGUCAAUGCGGUGGAUGCAAUCUUUUGCACAGCUGUGCUGAGCGCCUGCCGCGGUGCUUCCGCCUGGAGAGCCGCUGUCGCGCUGCUGCGGCAGAUGGGGUGCAGCGGGAACGUGCCGGCGCCGAGGGUGCAGCACUACGGCGCGGUGGCCGCCUGCUUGGAGGCUGCCCAGAAGUGGGCCGAGGCGAUCCAGCUGUUGAAGGUCAUGGACCAGAGGCAUGUGCAGCCCAGCCUAAAAUUCUUCGGUGCCCUGCUGAGCGCCUGCCACCGCCGCGCGCGCUGGGAGCACGCCCUCCUCCUCCUCGACGAGAUGACGCUUCGGCGCGUCGAGCCCGACGUCGUGACCUUCAACGCGGCUCUGGCGGCCUGUGGCCGGGGCGGCCGCUGGAGACACAGCGUGCACCUGCUGCACCAGCUGCGCAAAAGCGAACUGGAGCCGACGGAGGUGACCCGAAGCUCGGUGAUGAGUGCGCUGGAACGAUCCCGUCAGUGGGAGCUUGCCAUUCGGUUCUUUGAGGAGAUGCUUGAUGAACAAUGCACUCCAGAUGUCAUCACCUGGAACUCAUUGCUCAGUGCGUGCGAGAGCGGGGGGCAAUGGAGCAGUGCUUUGCACUUCCUUAGUGAAGCGGAACGCGCGGUGAGCUGGGAGCCAGAGAAGUUGUCGGUCUUGAAGCCUGGCUACAACUCGUUGAUCAGUGCCUGCGCGAAAGCUGGCUUGUGGGAGAAGUGUUUCCACCUGCUUUGGCGUUCGUCCGACGGCCAACGUGGAGCCGACCUGGUGUGCUACAAUUCCAUUCUGCUGCACUUGGACUCGUCCAAAUGGAGAGCUAGCCUCCUCCUCCGCGAGGACGCGGCGUCGUUCGCCCGCGCGCCCGGCGUCCGUCCCAGGAUGAUCAGUGCUCAGGAUCUCACUUUGAGCCGGGCAGUGGCGACGAGUUUGCAGGAGGGGAGCUAUGGACACUUCACCGCCGAAGUGGCAGUAUCCAUGAAGUCUUUGAUGAAGAUGCUGCAGGGCGGCGCUCCAGCCGCUCUCCACGGAGAUGACUCGUUGGAGUUGGCCUUGGAGACCUUCCGCCUGCGGUCCCUGGCCGGCGAGGCGGAGGCGCCCGGUCUCGUGCGGGGGCUGCUGCGUGGACUGGAGGCUCCCGCGCUGCGGUGGCUGGCAUGCAACGAGGAGUUCUUUAGACACUGCAGUGCACCCAUGGCCUUUGACCCCGUCAAGGGUCAAUACUUGAAAGUCGACUCCGCCACCAACUCGUGCGCCCCACGCGAGCGCGGCCCGUGCGAAGCCGACGGUUCGUGGACGUGGCGGCCGACCCGCGCGGCCCGCGCGGCCGAGAAGCCCACCCGCGCCGGGUAUGUCAACUGUGACGUGCCACAUGACCCCAUCGAGUACCCACUGGUCGUCAACACUGGCGCGUCGCUGGUGGGACAGACGGACGAGGACUUGAAUGCGCCGGACCGACCUCGCAGCAUGCUCUUGAAGGAACUGGUGAAGACCGGGGCGGCCAUGAAGACGCCCUUGUUCUUCCUCGACCAGCCGGCAGCGUGCUUCGCGCUCUUUGACGGCGUCAGAGGUGGAGCCGCGGUGGAGUGGUGCUCGAAGCAUUUCCACACCAAGCUUCUGCCGCAACUCAGUGCCUCCAUUACAAGCUGGCACGACCCUGAUUUGAGGGACCUCUUCCAGUCCAUCCUCGCAGAGCUAGAUGUGAGCCUACAGAGGGAGAGAAGGGAGCGGAGCGGUGGGAGCGUCGUCUUGGGAAUGGAAGACUUGGACCGACAGCAGCGCGGACGCGGGUGGCGAGCGUCGGUGGCACGCAUGCCUUGGUCUCGGAACCAGGGCAUACUCGGAAGCCAUGCGACGAUCAAGGUGAUCAGCCCCAACGGCACUUGGCGAGCACUGGAUGGCCGACACACGCCCAGCUCGCUGGAAGAACAGAAGCGAAUACAGGCCUUAGGCGCCCAGGUGGUCGGGGAGUCCUCAGGGCCUGGCGUGGUGCGGGCGCCGUUUGUGAAGAAGGCUGAAAAAGCCCGGGAGUGGCAGAUCCAAGAGGAUGCCACCGUCGAGGAGGAGGUGCGAAGAGUCCUGGAGGCCACUCCGGACUCCUUCGCCACUUUGGGGCUUGGCCCUGAGGACACCGUUGAUGGCAAAAGCGCGCGGUCCAGCUACAAGAAGCUGGCACUGAAGGUCCAUCCAGAUAAGGCGCCCGAGGAGUUGAAGGCUCGGGCCAAAGAGGCCUUUGAGAAGGUGGAGAAGGCUGCAGCCACCGUGGAGGCCUUCAGCGAGACGGACCUCGAGGCCACGCAGUGCUUGCAGCGCGUGCUCCACGCCGCUGGCGCGCGGCACGCCUCGAUGUCGCGAGCCACGGCGCUGAAGGUCCUGGGCGUGGCGGAGGAGUCGACCACCGAGGAGGCCGAGCUCGGCCGAAAGCGCAUCGCCGAAGACCUCCGAAGGAGCCAGGUGAAUACGUCAUUUCAGUAUGGACCCUUAUGCUUCAACUGUCGGCCUUUGACCAAUGCGCAGAAUGAGACGGAUCCGGUGACCGAGCGAGCGGACCUGCAGCUUCUCUUGACGCUUCACCGCCAAGUCGAGCCAGUGGUUGCAGAGAUUGCUGAGAUCCACUUCAACUUCACGGGUGGGAGGCACUAUGAGGUUAUCGAGGUGAUCUCCGUCUUCCAGGUGGACCGGAUCUGCCGCAGCGUCUUGCGGGUCGUGGAGGCGAUGCGGCAGACCGUGGGCUUCUUGGUGUGCCCCAUUUAUUUCGAGGAUCCUUCGCCAGAGGCAGGCGUUGGUGCAGCCCUGGAGGAAAGGCUUUUGCCCUCCAAAUGGUUGCGGCACUAUUUCUCGGACGUGAGGCAAUUGGCCCGCACGGGCUCAACCGAAGUCUUCACUGAGCAGAUGAUGAAAGAGAUAUCCAGUGCUUGGGAGCCUUCAGAGAAGGAGCUUUUGGCUUUGGUGUUGCGCUUGGAGACCUGGGCGGCUGAUGCACGAUCUCACGGUGGCUUUGUCAUGGAGCAGGAGGCUUUCUCUUCAAUCGAAGUCUUGGUGCAAAGGUUUCUGGCCAUGACCGUGGACUUUGCGCGGUCCUUGUCCGAGGACAUGAGCAGCAUGUUCCGUGCGCCCAACUACGUCGUGCGUGAGAUGACCCCGGCGGGGCAGAGUGAUACGGCGGAGCACGCGCGGCAAGAAUAUGCGACGUCCGUGGACGUUUUCAAGCAUCAAGACGACCGGCUGACCUUGAAGCCAGAGUUUCUGUCCAUGCUGCGCGACAUGCCCUCGCCCAUCUACCAAGCUUCAUUGCAUGGCAAGUUCCAGGUGUGCGACACCUUGCCAGUGACAUCAGCAGUGCCCAAAGGCGUGCCUUUGGAGUUCCUGGAUGAAGCUGGCGGCUGGUCUCAUCGCGAUGUGACUGGGGCUCAUCGGCGAGUGCCGUCGCCCCUACAGCUGCUGCAAGCAGUGGCAAGCCGAGGCACACGGCUUUCCAACUUGUUCAUCUCGGUGCAGGUCUCUCCCUACUUGUUGACGCCGGCCUCAAAGUGUGGCUCCAAGCAGGUGAUCUAUGAUCCCAGUCACUGCCUGGUGGAGCGCCAGUGGGCUGGCUACUUCUUUCACUUGAAUCCACUGCCUCCCUUCAAUGUUUCGGUCGUGUAUUCCGGACGUCCUUUGGGUCCCCAUGGCGACCUAGCCAGCUUCGAGGUGCAUCACGUGCAUGUGCCCAGCAUGGAUACGCAGUGGAGCAGUUUGGUGUCGCUCUUCAAAUCCAUGAACCAUCAUAGUCCUGACACGCUGUUCAUCAGCCCCUUUGUGGGGAACUGCCAGAUCAUUGAUCGCCUGAUGGGCACGGGCACCAUCAAGCCGAAGAUCGUCUACAUGCCAUUCAACCCACUGAUUGAACCAAGUUACAACGAGAAGCCAGACUUCUUCGCGUGGUGGAAUGAACACCGACCUGCUCAAAAUACAGCUUUUUCAACUCUUCUGGUGACCAGGGGUGACCAUGAACUGUUCAGAUGGUGUGUGAUCAUUGCUCUCAUUACUUCUGGUGUGUGUGACCAUGAAAGCAGAAUCCAAAAGGUUAACUUGUUUCAUAGGGUCCGACUCUCUACCAUUGGGGUGUUUUUUUUUUUCUCUCUCGCCCCUGGUUACGAACAGUUUUCUGGACUUCCAUGCUAG
This is a messenger RNA of Durusdinium trenchii, 4524 nucleotides long. Lineage: Eukaryota; Dinophyceae; Suessiales; Symbiodiniaceae. The record is from the annotation of a GenBank genome assembly.